AUGAGUGCCUGUACACGUGUGUGCCUAAAGGCGCGGCCUAAAAUCCUGGCAUCGUAUCCGUCAAGACCUGCUGCAACAACUGCUAGCCAACCACGUGACUAUGAAGCAGGUGCCAAACCAUUCAAAGACAUACCUGGGCCAGGCGGAAUUUACAGGUGGCCAGUGAUUGGAACUUUGCUGCACUUCAAGCCAUUUACUGAGUUCACACCUGAGACGUUGAAUCGAUUGUUUGAGUCUUUACACAACACGUACGGUCCAAUCAUCAAAGUACGAUUACCCGGGCCUACAGUCAUGACAAGCAACCCCAGGGACUUUGAGACGGUCUACAGAAACGAGGGGCGGUGUCCCAAUAGACCCGUGUUUGAUAUUGAAGUCGUGUAUGCUGAACGAAAUAAUGAAAAAGGGAGUAUUAAUAUUGCCCAAGGUGAAGAAUGGCUGAAACUUCGAACACCAAUCAACAAAAGACUAUUGAAAGCUGACUCCGCCCAUUUCUACUUAGAAGCUCAAAAUAGCGUCGCGGAUGAUUUCGUCCGAAUUUUGGCAAGAAACGACCUUGAUGCUGAAAAAAUGGCGGAUUAUUUUUUUCGCUACGCAGCUGAAAGCAUUGGUAUUGCGACUUUCAACACAAGACUUCAACUUUUGAACCACCGUGACGGGGGAGAAGCUGAAGAGUUCCUACAUGCCAGCAAAGAUCAUCUGAGAAUUCUUCAGGAAACUCUCACCGUGAACAUGGGAGGGUACAAGUGGUUCAGGAACAGAAUCUACAGAGAUUUCGAGAAGGCUAUGAACAUUCUCAAAAAACAUGCUAACAAACAUACAGGUAGAGCCAAAGAAUCCAUCCAGACCCAACUAGCAGACGGAAGUUUAGACCCAGACCACCCAAACCUACUCUACUCCUUGUUGAGUGAUCCGUCUCUAACAGAUGAAGAUAUAACGUUGAUAACCACUGUUCUAUACAGUGCAGGUACUGAAUCGACUGCGAGAAACCUGCAGGUCCUCUUCCACACCCUGGCCAUGAACCCAGACAUCCAGGAACGUCUCAGGGCGGAAGUGCUGCAGACAUUGGGUAAAGACAGGCCAUUGACAGUUAAAGAUUUAUCUACAAUGUCAUAUUUAAAGGCUUGUGUCAAGGAAUCUUUCAGACUGAACUACCCAAUACCAAGCGGCGUCAUCAGAUAUCUACCUUCAGAUGUUGUUCUAAGUGGCUACAAAGUUCCUUCAGGGGUCCCCAUCAUCUUACAAAACCCCAGAGCCUGCAUGGAGUACUUCGACAAUCCGCGUCAGUUCCUGCCUGAAAGAUGGCUGAGGACGGCAGACAGACGUAAACAGGAGAACAUCGUCAACAUGGCACUGCUGCCCUUUAGCCACGGUCCAAGGAACUGUCCAGGUCAACGGUUUGCUCUGCAGGAGAUUUACCUGGCGGCUGUCAAGGUUGCUAACUGUCAAUAUUGA
Physella acuta is the source of this 1452-nucleotide messenger RNA. Its product is annotated as putative cytochrome P450 12a5, mitochondrial. NCBI's taxonomy places the organism in Eukaryota, Metazoa, Mollusca, Gastropoda, Physidae. The record is from RefSeq and is a predicted model, not a curated record. Gene Ontology annotation, molecular function: oxidoreductase activity, acting on paired donors, with incorporation or reduction of molecular oxygen; heme binding; monooxygenase activity.